Molecule: messenger RNA, 747 nt
Organism: Naumovozyma dairenensis CBS 421
Lineage: Eukaryota; Fungi; Ascomycota; Saccharomycetes; Saccharomycetales; Saccharomycetaceae
Exons: 1
Coding region: 1-747 (248 amino acids)
Source: RefSeq, a predicted model, not a curated record
AUGUCUAGCGUUACUACCGAUCCAAGGAAAUUGAAAGAGUCAAAUAAACUACUGGAAGUAAUUACAACAGGUUUUGUCUUAGACGAAAAAGAAGAGGAUGAAAUCAAGAAUGUGGAGGAUCCUUACUUAAAGAUGUUUGGGCAAGCUCCGGCAAUUGAUGUAUUAAGAAACUCCGAAAGAACCAUUUUCAAUGCAUAUGAAUACGCAGAAUUCUAUUGUCCUGAAUUAUUCGGUUUCAAAAGUCUAAAGCCAUUUAGAAAUUAUAAAGGCUUAGUCAAGGAGACCAAAAAUGAUGAAAAUAGAAAUGAUAGUUAUAAGGACUCAGGUAAAUUCUUUAGUAGAAGUACUGGAAUGGAAAAAUAUGUUUAUGGUGAAGAUCCAAUUAAAUUUGUACAACAAUUUUUACGGGAAUACCAGAAAAGGAAUAUUCUAGAAAAUAAACCUACUAUUUAUACUACUUUUAGAAGGCUGUUACCAGCAAAAUUAACUGUCAUGUGUGCUGCUUCAGAUGCUAAGGAAGAUCCAGAUGCGUUGAUUGAACAAUUUGUUUUAACAGAUGUAUUAUGGAAUCGAUUGGUUAAGAACGCCAUUGACACUCUAAAACUAUUGGAUGACAACCUAAUCAUCGCUGAAAGAAUCAGUCAAUCUAAGGUAUUUUUAGAAACAGCUUCAUGGGUUAAGACCAAAGAGAUUAAGGAAUAUGAUGCCUUUAUUAUCUUUAUCAAACAGUCGUGCCAGGGAGUUUAA